UGAGGAUGAACAAAGUUGUUACCAUUAUUUUUGCUUUAGUUUGUCAACCAAUCCUUCAGAAAGCGUCAUAUGCAGGUGCUGCCUUGACCCAAACAUCAUCCAUUACAGAUGGCCAAGAACUCAUUUCUGCUAGACAAAUCUUUUCUCUUGGAUUCUUCACUCCAAGAAGAUCCAGCAGCCGCUACAUAGGGAUAUGGUACAAGAACGUCAAACCUCAAACCGUGGUUUGGGUGGCAAACAGAGAUAACCCACUUAAUGACAUAAGUGGAAAUUUAACCAUUGCUGCAGAUGGGAACAUUGUACUUUUUGAUGGAGCAGGUAAUAGAAUAUGGUCUACAAAUAUAUAUAGAUCAAUCGAAAGACCAAUUGCAAAGUUGUUGGAUUCAGGAAAUUUAGUGUUGAUGGAUGCAAAGCAUUGUGAUUCUGAUACAUACAUAUGGCAAAGCUUUGAUUACCCAACAGAUACAAUGUUACCUGGCAUGAAAUUGGGUUGGGAUAAGACCUCAGAUCUCAACAGAUGUUUGACUUCUUGGAAGACUGCUAAAGACCCCUCUCCUGGAAGCUUUACUUACAGCUUCCUCCAUAUCGAAUUUCCCGAGUUUUUAAUCCGCCAGGGAAUGGAUAUUACAUUCAGAAGUGGGAUUUGGGAUGGCACUCGUUUUAAUUCAGAUGAUUGGUUAUUCAAUGAAAUUACAGCCUUCAGGCCACACAUUUCAGUGUCUAGCAAUGAGGUAGUGUAUUGGGAUGAGCCUGGAGAUAGAUUGUCAAGGUUUGUGAUGAGGGGUGAUGGACUGCUUCAAAGAUAUAUAUGGGACAACAAAACUCUAAUGUGGAUUGAGAUGUAUGAGAUAAGAAAAGACUUUUGUGACAAUUAUGGAGUAUGUGGGGUGAACGGUGUUUGCAAUAUUGAGGAUGUGCCUGUUUACUGUGAUUGCUUGAAAGGCUUCAUACCAUGUUCACAGGAAGAAUGGGAUUCAUUUAACAGGUCUGGUGGGUGCAUCAGGAGAACACCAUUAAAUUGCACACAAGAUGACGGGUUUCAGAAGUUAAGCUGGGUAAAACUACCCAUGCCAUUGCAAUUUUGUACUAAUAAUAGCAUGAGUAUUGAAGAAUGUAGGGUGGAGUGCUUGAAGAACUGUUCAUGCACCGCAUAUGCAAAUUCGGCCAUGAAUGGAGGGCCACAUGGCUGCUUGCUUUGGUUUGGGGACUUGAUUGACAUUAGGCAGCUUAUAAAUGAAAAGGGUGAACAACUUGACCUUUAUGUAAGGUUAGCCGCUUCAGAAAUAGGUAUGCAUGGGUUCUGCUUUAACAUGGCAUGUAAUGUUUAACUUCAUAUUAUGUCUCUAUAUAUUAAUAUAGAACUUAGAAGUCUGUGCUGUGUUCCCUUUCAGGUCUCUUUCUGACCUUUUUUU
Molecule: messenger RNA, 1412 nt
Organism: Glycine soja
Lineage: Eukaryota; Viridiplantae; Streptophyta; Magnoliopsida; Fabales; Fabaceae
Product: receptor-like serine/threonine-protein kinase SD1-7
Exons: 1
Coding region: 6-1328 (440 amino acids)
Biological process (GO): recognition of pollen
Source: RefSeq, a predicted model, not a curated record